Messenger RNA from Oryzias melastigma (Indian medaka), 1413 nucleotides. RefSeq names its product RNA pseudouridine synthase D4 (gene rpusd4). The transcript has 6 exons. Lineage: Eukaryota; Metazoa; Chordata; Actinopteri; Beloniformes; Adrianichthyidae. Gene Ontology annotation, biological process: pseudouridine synthesis. The record is from RefSeq and is a predicted model, not a curated record. Bases 68 to 1279 code for a protein of 403 amino acids. Gene Ontology annotation, molecular function: RNA binding; pseudouridine synthase activity.
CGGAAGUUUUUUUGUGACCGUCCAUCCCUGUGCUCCAUGUGUACAGUCAUUUUUAUGUCGUUUUGCUAUGGUUAUCAUGAGGAAAUUCAUUUGUGUGGGUAGAAACACCUCCAGCUUCAGAAGAACCGUCCUUCAGGUCAAAGCUCCGUCUAGUCGCCGCCAUGAUGAUCCGGAGACCAGUCAUGCCCUCACCCGGGGUCAGAGCUCUGCGGCCGAGCACGCUCCAGCACCAGACACCGAUGACAAGCCCCGGCUCAGAGCCAUCGAUCUGGCUCAGGAAGUCCGGCAGGAGAAGAAACAGACGGGGGAAGCCGGAACCGCGGCGUCCGCUCGUCCCGGGCGGGUGGCGGAGCUGAAACGGUUCAGUCAGCAGCUGCAGAACGUCCAUCCCAACGUGCUGGCCAAGCAUCUCCACAGAGGCGUCCUGUACACGGAUAAGGAUAUAGUUGUUGUCAAUAAACCUUACGGUGUUCCUGUCAGAGAGGAUGCAGGAGCCAGUUCCAUCUCCUCUGUCCUUCCGGUCCUCUCCAAAAUGAUGACCGGGAUGAAAGUAAAGUCUGGAUCUCCACUCCUCCCCUGCCUCGGCCUGGAGAAGGACUCAACGGGAGCCCUCCUGCUAGCCAGGAGUGAGGAAGUGGUGGAGCGCAUACAAUCCCUGAAAAGAAAUAACCAAGUGCAGAGAAAAUACUGGGUUGUUGCAGUCGGUGUUCCUGUUCCAUCUGACGGACUGGUGGACAUUCCUAUUAUUGAAAGAGAGGUUGCAGGUCCUCAGCCACACUUCAAGAUGGCUCUGAGUCCGCUCUUUCGAAUGAGCGACGCAGGACACGGGUUAACCAGAGUCCGAGGUCACCGGCAGGCCCAUCCUGCUGUCACCAAGUACAGGGUCCUGGAGAGCUGCGGCGGCUGCAGCCUGGUGGAGCUCCAGCCUUUAACCGAAGUGAAGCAUCAGAUGAGGGUUCACAUGGCGUUUGCUCUGGAUUGCCCGAUUCUUGGGGACCACAAGUACUCUCAUUGGAGCAAACUGGCACCACAGAAAUUGCCAGAACACGUUCUGAAAAAGCUCGGACUGGAACAAAGCAAGAUCCGGUACCUUCCCCUCCAUCUCCACGCCCGGCAGCUGCUGCUGCCCGGAAGCAGCGGCCAAGCCGGCAUCCGGGUUUCCUGUCCUCUGCCCAAGUACUUCCUGCAAACACUGAACCGACUGCGCCUGAACUCGACUGAGGACAAAGAUGAAAAGUCACCUUCAGAAAUCCAAGACGCACAAGUCCAAAAGCGAUAGCCGGGACCAGAAACUGGACAUGACCGUUGAAAUUAAAUGGGGGAUUACCUGCAAAGGUGGCUUCCAGGAGGAGUCUGGUGUGCCGCUGUAGAGCUAAACAAAAGCUUUGAUAAUAAAGUGUUGUAGAUCUGAAA